ACAGGCAGCCGACUCGAGUAUGCACAGUUGCCUCGACCGGAAGUGCAUGGGGUGACCCACAAUACAUCGCGGCACGCUCAUCUAAAUGCCGUGAGUCGCCUGUUGUGCUCAGUUUUAGAGACAGACGACGAAGAUGGCGGAUUCGCAGGUGGAGGUUAUCGAGGGGUGUCGGCUCCCGGUUCUCAGGAAAAACCAGGAGAACGAAGACGAGUGGCCUCUGGCUGAAAUUCUCAGUGUUAAAGAGACAGCGGGAAGAAAGCUCUACUAUGUCCACUAUAUUGACUUCAACAAGCGUCUGGACGAAUGGGUUACCCCGGACAGGCUGGACAUGAAGAAAUUGCAGUUUCCCAAAAAAGAGGCCAAAACCCCGACCAAGAAUGGGCUCCCUGGUUCCCGUCCCGGGUCCCCAGAGAGAGAGAUGAGGAAGAAUCUAGAUCAGACCCUCCAAACUGCUACAGCUCCGUCCAGAGGCAAAACUGUCCCCACACCGAAGAGAAAGGCGGAUCCUGUGUCCCUGGCGAUGCAGGUAUCCCCAGCCACACCUGUGUCCACUCUGUCAGCAUCUGUGGAGGUCUCGCAAGCGUCGAUCUACCCAGUAGCACGGGAGACGAACACUUUCACUCCAAAAGCCCCUCGCGAUGACCACGAGCCACUCGCGUCCGUUACCACGAACGGAACUGCCCGUCGCCUCAUGCCCUCCCAGCCAGGCAGGAAGAGGAAAGCAAACUGUGUGGGCACAGAUGAGAUAAUAAAGGUUUUCCAGUAUAACAGCCCUCGAUGCGCCAGUGUCUAUCUGCCGCCUGGAGAGGACUCCCAGGACAGCUCGGACGGCAUCCCCUCCGCCCCGCGCAUGACGGGCAGCUUGGUGUCUGACCGAAGCCAUGAUGACAUCGUCACACGCAUGAAGAACAUCGACUGCAUCGAGCUGGGCCGCCACCGCCUGAAGCCCUGGUACUUCUCACCCUACCCCCAGGAAUUGACCGCCCUGCCCAUCCUCUACCUCUGCGAGUUCUGUCUGAAGUAUCUCAAGAGCCUCAAGUGUCUGCAGAGGCACCUGACCAAGUGUAACCUUCGCCACCCACCAGGGAAUGAGAUUUACAGGAAGGGCACCAUCUCUUUCUUUGAGAUUGACGGCCGGAAGAAUAAGACCUACUCUCAGAAUCUGUGUCUUCUGGCAAAGUGCUUCUUGGACCAUAAGACACUCUACUACGACACUGAUCCUUUCCUCUUCUAUGUCAUGACUGAGUAUGACUCAAAGGGUUUCCAUAUUGUCGGCUAUUUCUCUAAGGAGAAGGAAUCGACAGAGGACUACAACGUGGCCUGCAUCCUAACCUUGCCACCAUAUCAAAGAAGAGGAUAUGGCAAAUUGCUCAUUGAGUUCAGUUACGAACUCUCUAAGGUGGAGGGGAAAACGGGAACCCCCGAAAAGCCGCUGUCAGAUUUGGGGCUGCUCUCCUACCGCAGUUACUGGUCUCAGACCAUCCUGGAGAUUCUCAUGGACCUCAAGUCGGACAACGGAGAACGGCCACAGAUCACCAUUAAUGAGAUCAGUGAGAUCACCAGUGUGAAAAAGGAGGACGUCAUUUCUACUUUGCAGUACCUCAAUCUCAUCAACUACUAUAAGGGACAAUACAUAUUAACACUUUCGGAGGACAUCGUGGAUGGUCACGAGAGGGCCAUGCAGAAACGCCACCUCCGCAUCGACCCCAAAUGCCUGCACUUCACCCCUAAAGACUGGAGCAAGAGGGGCAAGUGGUAAAGCCCAGGGCACAGUGCUGACUCUUUGCCUUCAGUGGGGCCUCACUGUUCCCAGGAAGUGUGUAGGAGGCUUUGCUUUUGUAUCGUAAAUUGUGGAUUUACCCUGAACAACACGGUCCCAGCACCCUAAGCCCAGAGUCCUCCAUUUAGCGGCACCAAGGAGCACUAUGGCACAACAGAACUCAUCCACUAGCUCUUUUUUAAUAGCUGUUUAGCUUUGAGUCUCUUGUACUCCCUCAUCCCAAGUUUACAACCGAUUCUGUAGAAUGGACAAGUCACGUCGCUAGCGUUCAUCCAGCUGGACACAAUCAGUGAAGUUUCAGGUUCAAAGUGGGGAAGUUUCUUACUGCUGUAGGAUCCCUCACUAACUUUGUACACAGUUAAUUGCAUAUCUGAACCAGAGUAAUCAUGGAUUAUAUAUAUGUAAAAGGACCAUUUGUACAUAACUUUUGUAAAGAAUUUUUUCCCCUGUAUGUCCUGUGUGAGAAGGGUAACUCGUUUUAAACAAGCUAUACUGAAAUGUUGGAGGAAUGUAAAUUUACAGGGAGUGGCAGUUUUUUUUAGGUGGGGAGGGGAGUAAAAAGUAAUUUAGA
Messenger RNA from Brienomyrus brachyistius, 2351 nucleotides. Its product is annotated as histone acetyltransferase KAT5. The transcript has 15 exons. Lineage: Eukaryota; Metazoa; Chordata; Actinopteri; Osteoglossiformes; Mormyridae. The record is from RefSeq and is a predicted model, not a curated record. Gene Ontology annotation, molecular function: histone acetyltransferase activity. Gene Ontology annotation, biological process: regulation of DNA-templated transcription. Bases 134 to 1759 code for a protein of 541 amino acids.